AACUCAUCAACAAGGUGAGACACACCAAUUGUCCAAAUCUCACAUGUCCAAAAAUGCACUAAACAAAUACUCCAUCUCCCUUCACUUUACACCAUCAGAGUACCAGUGUACAGUCUGUACCGAUCAUCAAAAUCCAAAGCAGAAAAACUAGAAGUUGUAGAAGCAGUGCAAGUGAAACCCAUCAAAACCUAAAAUAAACAAAAGGAGAAAAGGAGAAAAAGAAAAGCUUCUUAAUUCACUUUAGGGUUCUCUUUUAUUCCUCUUCAAAAAUCUAAUCUCUCUCUGCCACUAUUAUAAGCCUUUCACAUUUCCCAAUCCUUCAGACCCAGUACUCAUUCUCACUCAAUUUCAAAAUUUUCUCAUAAUUAUCAAGGAGCCAUGAAUACGAACAAUUAGUAAGAUCUAAAGUAGUAAACUUGGAAAUCGAUAAUGCCAAGGCAAAAUCAAAGCCGUGCUUCUGUGGAAGAAUUGCUCCCUGGAAAAAUCAGAAAACGUGGAUGUUCCUCUUCAGCUUCGUCAUCUUCUUCAAUUAUUCAAAACUACAGAUUCAAAAGAGCGAUUUUGGUGGGUAACAGGGGUGGAUCCACUACCCCUGUGCCUACUUGGAGGCUGAUGGGGACUACAAGGACCCCGUCAUCUGCAUUGCGGGCUAGCGACUCUCCUAAAUAUGCUGCUUCACAGAAUGGUGGUAUUGUGAAAGGGAAACUAAUGCUGCAGCAGCAGCAGGCGGCCCCGGUUUCAGCGAGGAAGCUGGCUGCUACUCUGUGGGAAUUGAAUGAGAUGCCGUCCCCGAAAAUGAAAGAGGUGGUGGGGUCUGAGGAGAGGAGGUUAAGGAGGGAAGGGAAAGGUAGAGAGAGGGCAGGGGCUGCCAGGUCUGUUCAUUCGGGUUCUUUGCCUCCUCAUUUAUCUGAUCCAUCUCAUAGUCCUGUUUCGGAGAGGAUGGAUAGAUCUGGUACUGGCAGUCGCAGAAGAUCAUCAUCAAUUUCUCAAAGGCUGAGGCUUACAGACUACAAUGUUGGAGCAUUCGAUGCUAUUAGCAAUGCCAGCUUACUGGAGAUUGAGACUAGCUCUAGGGCCCAAACUCCUAGUGGAUCAACUGUCGGAGCUAAAACUCGGUUGAAGGAUGUCAGUAAUGCUUUGACCACAUCUAAAGAACUACUUAAAAUUAUCAACCGUGUAUGGGGUAAUGAAGAUCGGCCGUCAUCGAGCAUGUCUCUUAUAUCAGCCCUACAUGCUGAGCUUGAACGGGCUCGAUUGCAGGUCAAUCAUCUUAUUCAAGAACAACGAUCGGAUCAGAAUGAGAUAAAUUAUUUAUUGAAGUGCUUUGCUGAAGAAAAGGCUUCAUGGAAAAACAAGGAGCAGAAAGUGGUUGAAGCUGCUAUUGAAUCCAUUGCUGGAGAACUUGAGGUAGAGAAGAAACUGAGACGAAGGUUUGAGAGCUUGAACAAGAAGCUUGGGAAAGAACUAGCUGAGACUAAGACUUCUCUGAUGAAGGCAGUUAAAGAACUUGAGAAUGAGAAGAGAACAAGAGUUGUGAUGGAGCAAGUAUGUGAUGAAUUAGCCAGGGAUGUGGAUGAGGAUAAAGCUGAAGUUGAAGAACUGAAGAGAGAAUCAGUAAAACUUUGUUCAGAGGUUGAGAAGGAAAGAGAGAUGAUGCAGUUGGCUGAUGUAUUACGCGAGGAGAGAGUCCAAAUGAAGCUUUCAGAAGCUAAAUAUCUGCUGGAGGAGAAGAAUGCAGCUGUGGACAAACUGAGGAGUCAACUCGAAGCAUUUUUAGGACCCAAAAGAACCAAAGAAAAAGGUCGUGGUUCCUAUCAUAUGAAGGAUGAAGAGAUUGCAGCUUAUUUGAAUAAAACUCGUUCUGUUUCCCAUCAGAAUGAAGUAAAUGAGGAUGAUGGAGAAGUAGAAGAUGGGGUUGAAUGCGAGGAAGAUUCAGCUGAAAGUGAUCUUCAUUCCAUAGAAUUGAACAUGGAUAACAUCAAUAAGAGCUACAAAUGGACUUGCCCUUCUGGAACUCCUCGUGAUUUAAGAAAGGCAGCAAUUGAUGAAGAAGAAAUCAAAGGGAGGAAGUCUACCUCCAGCAAAGUUCCUAGGAGAAGCACGUCUCUGCAGAGAAGCAUAUCAGAUGGAGUGGACUGGAAUGCCCAAAAUGAGAGGCUGUCAGUUACAGGAGAUGGGAUAGAUUGGGAGGGAUUCACAGAACUUGAGAGGCAUUUGCAAGGAAAAGGUUAUGUAGACGAUAUGCAUGGAUAUCAGUCAGUGAAGGGUCUCAGAGACUACUUGUUAUCUGGUUCUAGGAUAGAUUCCACUAGAGGUUGUGCUAGUCCAACACGGCAAGUAGGGCAGCGACCUUCUCGAGAUCCCAGCAAUGCAGCUCAAGAGAGACCGCCUACAGUGCCAGGAAAUGCUUCAAAGUCAAGGCUAUCGGAGGUCAGAGGUGACAGCCUUAGUGCAAGGAAAUCUAAAUGGUGAGCAGCAGAGUGGAUUGGUUUCUGGGGCAUCACUCUUUGGACGCUUAAUGCAAGAAGAAUUAGGCAGUGAGAAGUAACCUUUUUGUUAAUUAAUGCUCUGCUUGCCAUUGUUAGAGCUAUUUAAGCAGCAGUCGCUGCUCAAAAUGUAUUUGACUUUUUGGCAAUUAGCAAGAACGUUUCUGUUUGUAGGGUUCUUGCAGAAAAGGCAAAAAAAAAAAAAUGUUGUGAUGAUCCGGUCAAGUUUCUCAUGUACAAAAUCUUCUGGCACAAUGAAGUUUUAGCAUGCUAGAAGCAUUUACAUGCUGUGUGAUAUGAGAUUUUUACUGUCUUAACCUUC
Messenger RNA from Ricinus communis (castor bean), 2808 nucleotides. RefSeq lists its product as uncharacterized. The record is from RefSeq and is a predicted model, not a curated record. Lineage: Eukaryota; Viridiplantae; Streptophyta; Magnoliopsida; Malpighiales; Euphorbiaceae. The coding region runs from base 430 to 2472 and encodes 680 amino acids. The transcript has 4 exons.